Molecule: messenger RNA, 16628 nt
Organism: Homo sapiens (human)
Lineage: Eukaryota; Metazoa; Chordata; Mammalia; Primates; Hominidae
Gene: LNX2
Product: ligand of numb-protein X 2
Exons: 11
Coding region: 12134-14206 (690 amino acids)
Cellular component (GO): plasma membrane
Molecular function (GO): identical protein binding; PDZ domain binding
Source: RefSeq, a predicted model, not a curated record
CGGCAAUGAGAGUGGCACUAGCUGCCUUUAUCGGGUUUUGUUCUCUGGAAAGGGAUGGGGAGAGAUCAUUCCCUCCGCCCCAGCCUGUUGCCUGUGAAUUCUCACCUUUCUCUUUAGGCUGGAGAGGGUGGGAGAGAGAUUUGACAUCUUCCAGGGGGUAAUUUAAAAAUAUGAAUCUUGAUUUGGAAGCAGUUGCACACAAAGCAUCAUUCAGGAAAUACAUCACUCGCUUUUCAAAGCUGUAUGCCACGUUUUAAACAAGGACUUUUGACUCAUGUAGUGUUUCUUUUAGUAUUUCAGUUUACGUUAAGUUUAUGAAUCCAGACGUUCGUUUGUACCAGGAGCUAAAGUACACUUAUGCAUGGGCUUUGCUGUGUAUAUUAUGCUUUUUAAAAUCACAGAAAUCAGAAACAAAGUUGAGUGAAAAGCGGUGGCGGUGCAGGAGGAGGAACACUUGUGAGCUCCAGCUUAUUGGAACUGCCUUUAAGAAUUUCACAUUCUUGCGGCAAUAGUACUUACUUGUAAAUUGGCCUUCUUCCCAGGACAGGUUUUGAUAUUUCUUUUGCAUGUACUUCGAUGCAGCACUAAUGAAGUUGGAUCUCAGUAGAUCAAUUUUAUUUACUUUGCUAGAUUUGAUUCCCACCCCCACACCUCUUUAGAAAAUGGACUUUGGCAGGUAAAGAAGGAAGCGGGAAUCUGGUAUCCUUUUUGGCUUGUCAAAGCUUUGUUGAGCCAUGAAUAACAAAGUUUUGGCUUUUUAGCUUGUCCGAGUCCCACAUGUGAGUUUUCCCAUGGGGUAAAAGUAGGCCAAAUGAGAACCAAAGUAGAAUAACAUCACUUUUAAUUCGGCCCACUUGUGUGUUACAUUCUCCAUAUAUCUUGUUUCUCUCAUCAACUUUGAAAUUUUUUCAUUAUUUAUUCAUUUAGCCACUGAUAAAGUACCUACUGCAUGCCAGCCAUUGAUGGCGGGGGUUGCUUCUUGCCCAGUUUUCUCAUUUGGAAACUGAUCCAUGCCUUUAUCCCACUAGUUACCCUGAAGUAAUUUGAACUUAGGGAGCAUUUCUGCCUGGAGACCUGUAAGAAUAGGUGUUACGUAGGCACUUAGUCUUCAGAUUGGUUUGGGAUUUCGUACAUUGUAGGCACGUAGCACGCAGGCCACUUAAAAAUAAAUGUAUGUGUCUUUGGGCUGUUGUAUUACGAGCUUUGCAUAUGGGCUUGUCUGGCCGAAGGACCCAGUGUCCGAGGUGGAGGUAGUAGUCAGGGACAUGUAUUAUUCAUUUCAGAACACUUGGCACCUUUUCUUGCUUACAUUGGGCACUAAAAUAUUUACUGAAUUGACUUGAACAGAAAAAUGAAGGAUUUUUUAUACCAGAUUAAGAAAUUUGGACUUUAUCCAGUCAGUGAUACUGAGCUGCUAAUUUUAAGCAGGAGAAUGUCAUGAUAACGGGUAAGCAUUCCAGAAAGAUAUCUGCAGCGUCUGGAGGAUGGUGGGCUUCCAGAUGGGCGAUAUGGAGACUAAGUUGGAGGCUGUUCUAAUGGAGGGGUUAAGUGCUCAGGGAUUCUCUAUUCAGAUUACCUGGGGUGGAAUCAGGCUCUGUCAUACACUGAAACCUCUUUGUUCCUUAGGUUUGUCAUCUCAGAGUUUGGGGGAUAGAACUUGAAAAAACAUGUCUAUUACUUAGAAUAGUGAUUGCCAGAUAGUAAGGACUUAGUAAAUGCUAGUGUGCUGGCAGUGGAAGGAGAAAUGACGUGGUGUUUAAGAGGUAUGACUAGGAGGCUGGACUAGGUAAGUGACUGGGUAGGCUUAAGGAGGGAAGGAUGAAUCCUGGGUUGUUUGACUUCAGGCAUUGAUUGACAUGUACUGGGUAAGCUGGCUGUGAAAUUAAAACGGGUCAAAUUCUAAUUCUAUUACUUACCCUUAGAAUAACUAUCCUGACAGAACUUUGAUUUCCUAACAUUUGGGAAAUGAUUGUCGUACCUGUUGAGUAGGGUUUGAGGAAUUAUGCAUGUAAUGCCUUUGGCAGGGUACCUAGCACAUUCCAAGUGCUCAGUAAAUAUUAGUUGUUCCUUUAGAUGAUGACAUUAAUGAGCUAGUGGAAUGUUGGAGGAUAUGAGAAGGAGCAGUUAAAAACAAUUGAUGGUAGAGGUGUAGAAGGGAAGAUAAGUUCAGUUUUGGACUAAUCUAAGGAGGUGCUAAAUGGAUGGUUGAGAGAUCCAUGAUGCAGUUGUUGGAUAGUUGUGUCUCACAGGAGCUAGGAAAGAAUAGAAAAGAAAAAGAGUUCACAGAAAGGCUUUAUGAGUAUGGUAAGCUUUAUGAGAGAUUUAGAGGAAGGGGAGGGUGAAGGGGUUCACAGUGGAGCGAUAUCAGAAGUGUUGACAUUGAAUAUUAGGCAUUUCUAUCCUUAAAAUAUAUUUUGGCCACCAUCAAAGAAAGGAGGACUCCAGGCUCUUGUAAUCUGGUUGGCUCUUUGGCCUUCUUCCCCUCUUCUUUCUUUCCUUUACAAUUGCCACCCGAUAUCUUUAAAUUGUAUUAUGAGGAACUAUUUAACUUUCCUUCCUGCUUACAGGGCUAGAGUUCACAGGCCCACCUUCCUCUAUCCAAAUGCAUCUAGGUUUUUAAAAAAGAAUCACAGGUCUCAUUUCAUAGGUUCUCCUCUAUUUAGGAAGCAGUGUUGUUUGAAAAAGUAAUACAUAUGUAUCUUGCAUGUAGAAUUAGAAGACUGGGGCAGGCCUACCUAAAUUGACCCUGUAGGAGGGCCUGAGAGUCUUACAAAAGACAUCCCUUUUAGCUUUCCUGGCACCUGUUUCUUUUCCUCAGAAAAUACAAAGCAGUAGGAAAAUCUGUGGUUAAUAAGUUAUUUUGUUUGGUUGGAUUCAGAAAAGGUGGCUAUUUUGUGUAUUAGCCUUCUAAGAAGUUAUUAAGAGGAAUUUUUUGGCCAGGUGCAGUGACUCACGCUUAUAAUUCUAGCACUUUGGGAGGCUGAGGCGGGCGAUCACGAGGUCAGGAGUUCAAGACCAGCCUGGCCAACACAGUGAAACCCUGUCUCUACUAAAAAUACGAAAAUUAGCUGGGCGUGGUGGCAGGUGCCUGUAAUCCCAGCUACUCAGGAGGCUGAGGCAGGAGAAAUCGCUUGAACCCGGGAGCUAGAGGUUUCAGUGAGCUGAGAUUGCGCCACUGCGCUCCAGCCUGGGUGAUAGAGCUAGACUCCAUCUCAAAAAAGGAAUUUUUUAACAAGCAAGUGCUCAUGACAUUACAAUAAUAAAUUGUCCUCUAGUUAGUAUGCUUUUAAAGAAGCAGGUGUUGUAGGUUCUAUCCUUUAGAAUGUGUGCUUCCUAGAGCUGGGAUCCUAUCUAUUUUGCUAACUGCAGAAUCCCUAAGUACUUAAACAAAUAUUAAUGUAUUGUAAACCAAAAAUAAAAUUCUAAGCUUCCCCCUCUCCCCAGCCAUCUGAAUGGACUUCCUCCUCAUCCAGGGGUCUUUUAAAAUUUAACCUGAGAGACAGUUUCAGGCCAUGAGUGGGAAGUGGAGGUCGGACAUGACUUGUUAUACCUCUCUGACAUUAACAUUAACAUAGACUUUAAGUCCGAUAAGAAACGUUUUACUACCACCUAUCGAAGCCUACUACCUGAAGGCUUCCUCUGAAAGUAAGAACUUGGGUCUCCACAAUCCUUUGUCUUAACCCAGACAUUCCUUUCUGUUGAUCCCAGGGCUUUAGACAAACUCAACCGACUGUCAACCAGAAAAUGUUUAAAUUUACCUAUGGCUUGGAAUGGCACUCCCUGCUACCCCCCCCAACCCCCCACCCCACCCCCGACCCCCUGCAAUUGUCCCACCUUUCUGGACCAAACCAAUGUAUUUCUUAAAAUUUUUUGAUUGAUGUCUCAUGCCUCCCUAAAAUGUAUAAAACCAAGCUGCACCCCUACCAUCUUGGGCACAUGUUCUUAGGACCUCCUGAAGGCUGUGUCAUGGGCCAUGGUCACUCAGAUUUGGCUCACGAUAAAUCUCUUCAAAUAUGUUGCAGAGUUUGACUCUUUUUGUUGACAGCAUGCAUUAAUGAACAAAUUGGAUCCAAAUUGGCUUUGAUCUGGCUUGGCUCACAGACUUCUCCAAAUCUUUGAAACAGUCAUUGGUCAGAGGGAAAGCAAAAGAGAAUUGAUCCAGUGAGGAAGCUUGAACUGUUCCCUGUUCUUAUAGGAAUAUAGAAGAACUGCAACAUUGAUGGCUUAUGAUUAAGCUUCUGUGAUGUUGUGAAAUAUAUAUAUGGUCUUUAUCCCUGUUUCCUGGCAUACAACUCUCAAAUUCCUUGGAAUCUGCAAAGCGCUAAGUGUCUUUGUAUGCUGAUGAGUUGACUGAACAGCUGGCAGCCCCUAGGUAGCUUCAGGAUGGGCCCUGGGCACUGGAAAGGCUGGAUUAGAGGGUUAGGACUGUCAGCCCCACCACCACCCUCCAGGGAGGGCAGAGGAGCUGAAGGGUAAGCUGAUCACCAAUGGCCAAUGAUUUAACCAACCAUACCUAUGUUAUGAAGUCUUCAUAAAAGGCCCAAGAGGACAGGGUUCAGAGAGCUUCUGGACAGCUGAUCACAUGGAGGUUCCUGGAGGGUAACACGCCCCAGAGAGGGCAUGGACGCUCCGCACCCCUUCCCCGUACCUCGCCCUGUGCAUCUCUUCAUCUAUAUCCUUUGUAAUAUCUUUUAUAAUAAACUGGUAAACCUAAGUAAGUGUAUCCCUGAGUUCUGUGAGCUGCUCUAGCAAGUUAAUUGAACCCAAAGAGGGGUUAUGGGAACCCCAAAUUGAGGCCAGUCAGUUAGAAUUUUCUGAGGCCUGCACUUGCGACUGGUGUCUGGUGGAGAGGGGAGCGGUCUUGGAGACUGAGCCCUCAGCUUUGGGAUCUGGGGUUAUCUCCAGGUCAGAAUUGAAUUGAACUAGAGGACACUCAGCUGGUGUCCACUGCUUUGUGUACUGGGGUGUCGGGGGGAGCCCACAUUUGGACAUAGAAGUAUUCUGUGUUGAUGACUGUUGUGUUGAAUAAGAGAAUAGAAAAAAACACUCCUGAGUGUGUUUUUAUUUCCUCUCAGUUUCCAAGGCUCUGUUGUCUAUCACUUUGUUUUAUAGAUAAAAGUAAGGUAAGUCUGGGAAAUAUUUAUACCUGCCACCCCCUUCCCCGUUGGGAUUUCGGCUACUAAUCUUAAAGACUUAAUCGUUUAUGAGAACCCUUAUCAUUUAGACCAAUAAAUAAUUACUGAACCCAUAAAUUGGAGACCUUUACUUAAAUCUUAUUUCAGUUUUGUGACUUUUUCUUCUUUAGCUGCCCAAUGGGUUCUUCCUGCCUACUGCCCAGAUAGAGCCAAUUUAUCAAGGCAGGGAAUUGCAAUAGAGAAAGAGUUUUUACACACAUAGAUCUUGCGGAACAGAAGACUGGAAUUUUAUUAUUACCCAGAUCAGCCUACCUGAGCAUUUGGGGGCUAUUUUCAAAGGUAGUCUGGGGGAAGGGGUGGGAGUGGCUAGGCAAUGGGUGCUUGCUGCUGAUUGGUUGGGGGCACAAUCAUGGGGGUGUGGGAAAUGGUACUCCUAUGCUCUGAGUGGCUUCUGGGUGAGGCCACAGGAGUGGUCAGUGGGUCCAACCAAAAAACCUGAACAGAUAUCUCAAAAGGCCAAUCUUAGUUUCUCCAGUAGUGAUGUUAUCUGAGGGAGUAAUUGGGCAAGUUGCAUAUCCUGUGACCUCUGGAAUAGUGGCUGGCAAUUGUUUAUGUCUAUACCUUAGCUGAAUUCAGGUUCCUCUGUUGCCUAGCUUCGUGGUCCCUCAUUAGCUUUACAAAGGUGGUUGAAUUUUGGGGAAGAGCUGUUACCAUUUAAACUAUAAACUAAAUUUCUCCCAAAAUUAGCUUGGUUUAAGCCCAGGAAUAAUUAAGGGCAGCUUGAAAGCUAAAGGCAAGAAGAGAAUUGGCUAAAAUCUCCCCACUGCUAUGUUUUCACUGAUAUAAUUUUUGCAAAGGCAGUUUUACUUCUAUCUGAUUUUUAACAUUUGAACUUUGACUUCAGUUUAGUUGUAUUUAACAAGUACCUAAGAAGUGCUGGGCUUGGGUGGCACACAAAAGAUUGUCUCUGCCCUUGUAGUAUUUAAAAUCUUAAAAGACAUUCAUUCGAGUAGUUAAUCAUUUGCAGCCGGGUGACCUUUGCUUCGCCUGUAUUUUUAUUUUUUUAUUUUUAUUUUUUUGAGACUGCGUCUCGCUCUGUCACCCAGGCUGGAGUGCAGUGGCACAGUCUCGGCUCAUGGCAACCUCUACCUCCCAGGUUCAAGUGAUUCUCCUGCCUCAGCCUCCCCAAUAGCUGGGAUUACAAGCACCCGCCACCACACCCAGAUAAUUUUUGUAUUUUUAGUAGAGAUGGUGUUUCAUCAUGUUGGCCUGGUGUCGAACUCCUUACCUCAGGUGAUUUGCGUGUCUUGGCCUCCCAGAGUGCUGGGAUUACAGGCAUGAGCCACCACGCCCGGCCUGCUUCCACUGUGUCUUAACAUUCAUUUGGCAUCUUGUCGUUUCCCUAAAUUUUCCAUGUUAGAAAUCUUAAAACUUACAUAUCCUGUAGUUGGACCUCCGUCUCUUCUCCUAUCUUUGCAGCUCUCUCAAUACCCACACUUUCUAUUAGAGUGCCCCCUCCCCCUCACAGCAACAGUGUGCCAGUCCUUCUGUUCCACCUCACCCUCCCCUCCCUGCUGCAGGGACACCUUUUGGCCUUGCAGAGCGUCUCUAUCCAGUUUGGAAGCCCAUGGUUAAACACCUGGAAUAUGCUUCCCACUGGCACCUUUGCCUCCCUUGGACUUGUCUUUUGUGUUGUACCUGCCAGAUAACGCCCCUGUUCAGAUUAACUCUGCUUCUGUCUCCACAUUGCUUUGGUAUCACCAAUUAAAUGGCUGGUCCUCAAUGCAGGGAAAUGUCCCUCAACCCCCUACCCCCAUACCCUUCAGUCAAUUUGUAAACGUUUGUUUAGCUCCUACUGAGUGCUCUGACACUGAGCCAAGGAUGCUGUGGUAUCCUCAUGGAGUUUACAAUCUAGAGGCGAUUCAAGAUAAUAUUCUGCAUAUAUUGGGUUAAAUAAAAUAUUAAAAAUAAUUCGACCAGGCAUGGUGGCUCACUUUGGGUGGCCAAGGCAGCAGAAUCACUCAAGCUUAGGAUUUUGAGCCUAGCCUGGGCAACAUGGCGAAACCUGUCUCUAUAAAAAAUCAGCUGGGUGUGGUGUCAUAUGCCUGUGACCCCAGCUACUGGGGAGGCUAAGGUGGGAGGAUCACCUGAGCCCAGGAGGUUGAGGCUGCAGUGAGCUGUGAUUGUGCCACUGCACUCCAGCCUGGGCAACAAGAGUGAGACUCUGUCUCAAAAUGAUAAUAAUUCAUUCACUUGUUUCUUUUCGUUUUUUAAACAUAGCUACUGGUACGUUUGAAAUGACACAUGUGGCUCAAGUGAUCUUUCUGUUGGAUGAUGCUGGCAUAGGGUGUUUGGGUUAUGAGAAGGGAAACUGCCCUAGUCUCUGCAAAGUGGGGUAUCACUGAAGACUUCCUGAAGAAGUUGUCCUUAAACAGAUAUCUGGCUGAGUAGGUGUUACACAGGUAAACCCUCAGAGGAGGCAGUCAGAGGUGGAUGGCACUUUGAGGGAGGGGGAGGAGGUGGAUGAGAGAGAGCUGGGACCAUGGCAGGGGCUGAGGCCAGGGAGGUAGGCCAUGGCCUGAUCAUAUGGGUCUUGUUAGCCCCAAUGAGGGUUUUGUUCUUCAUCACUCAUGAUUUAGUCCAAAACUUCAUCAUUACAAACCCUUUUAUCCAACUCCACCUCUUCUAUAUAGUCUGCAGAUAAUCUGGUUAUUUCAUGGAGGAAAUGAGAUGAUCUGCUGUGAUUUCUCUAGGACUUUUCUGUCUCUCCCUUUCCGAACUUUACCUACUUAAGUCUCAGAUCUGUUUUUCCAAAUGUGCCUGUUAUCUCUUCAAGUCUCCUUCAGGAGCGGCUUUAUCAAUUAACUCCCUUCUUUUCUAUGUUUAAUCUCUUUCUCCCUGCUUUCUUUUUCACACCAGCCUAUAAAUAUGCUCCAAUCUUUAACCUUGUAAAACAAACACAGUUCCAUUGACCCCACAUUCUUCUCUAAUUAUUGUUCUUAAAGCAUAACAUUUUUUAAAUUCCAUAUUUUAAAGCAGUGUGUUCAAAAUAUAUGUCAUCAAUAUGAAAUUGUAAAUGUGAUUUGACAUUCUUUUUUCCCAUAUUAAGUACUGAAAUCUAGUGAAAUGGUUUGCACUUAGACAGUAUAUCUCAGUUUGGAUGCUGAAUUUUCAGUGGUUGAAGUAAAAUAAAUUCUACCAAAAUUAUGAAUAUUUAACAGAAUAAUAUUUUACAUUGCUUCAGCUUUUUAUUGUGGCAACCACAUAAAAUUUACUAUCGUAACCAUUUUUAAGUGUACACGUUUAAAUAUAUUCACAUUACAGUGCAACAGAUCUCCAAAACUUUUUCAUCUUAUGAAACUGAAGCUCUGUACCCAUUAAACAACUUCCCAUUUCCUCCUCUCCCCAGUCCCUGGUAACCACUCUUCUACUUUUUAGAAUUUGAGUACUUUAGAUACCGCAUGUAAAUGAAAUCAUACAAUAUAUGUCUUUUUUUGUGUGACUUGCUUAUUUCACUUAGGAUGAUGACCUCAAGGUUCAUCCAUGUUGUAGCAUGUGACAGAAUUUCCUUCCUUUGUAAAGCUGAAUAAUAUACCAUUGUAUACAUAUACCACAUUUUGUUUAUCUGUCGGUAGACAUUUGGGUUCCUUCUACCUCUUGGCUAUUGCUCAUAGUGCUGCCAUAAGCAUGAGUGUACAGAUGUCUCUUUGAGACCCUGCUUUGAAUUCUUUUGGAUGUAUACCCAGAAGUGGGAUUAUUAGAUCAUAUGGUAGUCGAACUUUUUGAGGAACCUCCAUACGGUUUUUCAUUGCGGUUGCACUUGUUUUACAAUCUCACUGUCAGUGCAGAAGGAUUCCAGUUUCUCUACAUGCUCUAUGUUCUCACCAACACUUGUUCUUUUCUGUUUUAAUAGUAGCCAUAUUAAUGGGUAUGAGGUGAUAUCUCGUGGUUUUGAUUUGCAUUUUCCUGGGAUUAGUGAUGCUGAACUUCUUAUAUGCUUGUUGGCCAUUUCUGUAUCAUUUUUGGAGAAAUGUCUGUUCACAUCCUUGGCCUGUUUUUUUUGUUCUUAUUGUUGAGAUGUAGGAGUACCUCACAUAUUCUGGAUAUUAACCUCUUAUCAGAUACGAUUUGCAAAUAUUUUCUCCUUUUCAUUCUGUUGAUGUGUCCUUUGAUGUGCAAAAGUUUUUAAUUUUAAUGUAGUCCCAUUUGUCUAUUUUUGCCUGUGCUUUUAGUGUCAUAUCCAAGAAAUCCUUGCCAAAUCCAGUGUCAUGAAGUGUUUCCAAUAUGUUUUCUUCUAGGAGUUUUAUAGUUUCAAGUUUUACAUUUAGGUUUUUAGUCCAUUUUGAGGCAAUUUUUGAAUAUGGUGUAAGAUAAGGGUCCAAACAAAAUAUUUUGAGCAUAUUGCUGAGACCCUGCUUAUAGCAAAGAGAGGGAAAGGUCUGAAAUACAUGGAAUAGUUUUAAAUUGGGAGAAUUGAUGUCGCUUAUUGGGCUAGAAUACAGUUUUCAGCUGCUUCAUAGUAUAUUUUAGUGUGAAUUUCUCUGUUGUUUUUAUUUCUUAUAGUUGCAAGAUACCAAUUUGGAAACAGUCGAUAGUCUGGGUUUAGCUGAAGCUGAAAUAUAAAAUUGGUAGGGAGAGGCCAGGUAUCACAGUGCAUGUGGUUGUAUCCUGUGCCUCUGCUACUAAAUAUGUCAAGCAUUUGAUCAGUAGUAGCAGUGCAUGACCUUUUAAGACCACUAUGCGAAGGCUAUUUAAUAGAUUUCAAGUGUCCAUAGCAAUUAGUUCCCACAUGAAAUAUUUAUUAAUCUCAUGGAUUUCUCAGUUUUAGGCUUUGUGCUUUUAUUAUAGAUGAGAUGUAUUAAUUGAUACUUCAAUAGACUAAUUUUAGAUUUUGCUAAAAAUAGACAUAAUUCUAUUUUGGGACACUGACCUAUUCUUUUUCCGGUAUAUGUAGUACAUUUAUUAGCACAUUUGAAUUUCUUUUCUGUUUUUAAUGGAGUAUGAUAACAUUAAGAAACCAUUCAGGAUUUAUUUUGAGAGUCUGGAUUUUUUUCAAUGGUAUAGUACCUAUUUUUUGAAAGGAUUAAAAACUUUUAAUGAAUCCCUUUUGCAGAAUGUAGAAGGAUGGUAAAAUCUUGAGUACUGUUAUUAAACAUCAGUCAACUUUCAACUAAUUUAUGUUGUAUUAACUUUUUUCCUAUAAAAUGAUUACCUGUAACACAGUUGCUCUGCAUGAUUUUAGUCUUUCUAAAUGUGAUAGUGACUAUAUUUUCUCUUUCUACAGUUUGGGUUCACCUGAAAGUUGGUGCUGGAGGAAAGCAAACCAUUAUGUAGUUCUUAAGUUGUUUGUUUAUAAUAUAACUUUCUUUGUCUUCAAAAAGAAUCACUCUGGGCCAGGCGCAGUGGCUCACGCCUGUAAACCCAGCACGUUGGGAAGCCAAAGCAGGCAGAUCACCUGAGGUCAGGAGUUCGAGACCAGCCUGGCCAACAUAUAAUGAAACUCUGUCUCUACUAGAAAAUACAAAAAUUAGGUGGGCAUGGUGAUGCACGCCUGUAGUUCCAGCUACUUGGGAAGCUGAGGCAGGAGAACUGCUUGAAUCCGGGAGGCGGAGAUUGCAGUGAGCCAAGAUCGUGCCACUCUACUCCAGCCUGGGCAACAGAGCGAGACUCCAUCUCUUAAAAAAAAAGAAAAAAAAAAUCACUGUUGGUUAUUUGAACCUUUUGAAAAGAAAAUGAUUCUGUUAAUGAAAAACAGGCCAGGCGCAGUGGCUUAUGCCUGUAAUCCCAGAACUUUGGGAGGCUGAGGCAAGUGAAUUACAUGAGGCCAGGAGUUCAAGACAAGCCUGGUCAAAAUGGCAAAACCCCGUCACAAAAAUUAGCUGGGCAUGGUGGUACACAUCUAUAGUCCCAGCUACUCUGGAGGCUGAGGCAAGAGAAUCGCUUGAACCUGGGAGGCAGAGGUUGCAGUGAGCCAAGAUCGUACCACUGCACUCCAGCCUGGAUGACAGAACAAGACUUUGGCCCCCCACCAAAACAAAACAAAACAAAAAACUCAAAGAAAUUGCUCUCUAAGUACACUAGGAUUUAUGGAAGGAUAUCUUUCUGGACAAUAAAGCUUAAUAUUCUUAAAAGUAAUAUUUUAAAUUUAAUUUAAAAUUUAGCAAUAUCUCAAUUUUAAAGAAUGUUUUUCUGUUUGGUUACUCUUGGGGAUUAAGCAGCACAUCUGUUUGAUUUACCUUAUUGUAUACAUUAUAAACUACAUGAAGAUAUAAGGGAUACAUGUUGAUUUUCUUUUUUAAAAUCGCAGUGUAUAUUUUUAAAAUUAAUACAUGCUUAAUGUAGAAAAUGCAGGAAAUCAUAAACUAUGCAAAGAGAAUAAACAUUACUAAUCCCACCAGUUAUAAUUCUUUUAAAAUAAUAUUUUCCAACAAAUAUUUGAAUGCCUAUUCUGUGCUGUGUACCAUUCUAGAUAUUUGGGAUAGAAAAGUGAAUUAUAGAAGUUCUUGUUCUCAGAAAUCUAGUCUAGAUUAUAAUUUCAGUAUGAUUACUCUAUUUUGAUAACAUAUUUAGAUGACAAAAGCAUAGAGUUGUGACAAGGCAAAAUAAAAAUUUAUUAGCAGUUACGAGUAAAGAAUAGUUUCAAGCAAACAUAAAUUUUAGCCUUUUCAUGACUGCAGGUCCUAAGAUAACUGAAUACAUAUAUGUCUUCUUUUCCCACUGGGUGUUUAUUGAAUGCCUGUUAUGUGCCUGGCACUGUUCUACAUGGUGAGACUAUAGCAAUGAGCAAGACAGGUGGGAUCUCUGUUCUCAUGGAGUUUACAUGCUGUGGGGCAGGAAGAGAAACAACAGCAAAUAGUGUAUGUGUUCAGAUGGAUACUUCAUGAAAAACAAGCCUGAGAAAAACACACCUUGACUUUAGUCAGAUACAUCACUGUCUGUUAAAGGAAACCAAGCGUGAAGUGGAAGUCUAACACAUGAGGAUACAGAAUUGAUUCAAAAUGGGAACAACAAGUGAUGAGAUGGUGUCUGUGGAACAGACCUCCUCCUCUUCUCUAAACCCCCUGUGUUUUGAAUGUGGCCAACAGCACUGGACAAGAGAAAACCAUUUGUACAAUUACCAGAAUGAAGUGGAUGAUGACCUAGUCUGCCAUAUUUGCCUUCAACCUCUGCUGCAGCCACUAGACACACCCUGUGGACAUACAUUCUGCUACAAGUGCCUCAGAAACUUUUUACAAGAGAAAGAUUUCUGUCCGUUGGACCGGAAAAGACUUCAUUUUAAGUUGUGCAAGAAGUCUAGUAUUCUAGUUCAUAAACUCCUAGACAAAUUAUUAGUUUUAUGUCCAUUUUCUUCAGUGUGCAAAGAUGUAAUGCAACGUUGUGAUCUGGAGGCACAUCUCAAAAACAGAUGUCCUGGAGCUUCUCAUCGGAGAGUUGCCCUGGAGAGAAGGAAAACUAGUAGAACUCAAGCAGAGAUUGAGAAUGAAAAUGGGCCCACUCUACUAGAUCCUGCAGGUACCUUAUCUCCAGAAGCAGACUGUUUGGGGACAGGCGCAGUGCCUGUGGAGCGGCACUUGACAUCAGCGUCUCUUUCCACAUGGAGUGAGGAGCCUGGCCUUGACAACCCUGCCUUUGAGGAGAGCGCUGGAGCUGACACCACACAACAGCCACUUAGUUUACCAGAAGGAGAAAUCACCACGAUUGAAAUUCAUCGGUCCAAUCCUUACAUUCAGUUAGGAAUCAGCAUUGUGGGUGGCAACGAAACACCUUUGAUUAACAUUGUCAUCCAGGAGGUCUAUCGGGAUGGGGUCAUUGCCAGAGACGGGAGACUUCUUGCUGGAGACCAGAUUCUUCAGGUCAACAACUACAAUAUCAGCAAUGUGUCCCAUAACUAUGCCCGAGCUGUCCUUUCCCAGCCCUGCAACACACUGCAUCUUACUGUGCUUCGAGAGAGGCGCUUUGGCAACCGAGCACACAACCAUUCUGAUAGUAACUCUCCACGAGAAGAGAUUUUCCAAGUGGCUCUUCAUAAACGGGACUCUGGUGAACAGCUUGGCAUUAAAUUGGUGCGAAGGACAGAUGAGCCAGGGGUUUUUAUUCUUGACCUGUUGGAAGGGGGGUUGGCUGCCCAGGACGGCAGGCUAAGCAGCAAUGACCGAGUGCUGGCCAUCAAUGGGCACGACCUGAAGUAUGGAACUCCGGAGCUUGCUGCCCAGAUUAUUCAGGCCAGUGGAGAGAGAGUGAAUUUAACAAUUGCUAGACCAGGGAAACCCCAGCCUGGUAACACCAUUAGAGAAGCAGGAAAUCAUAGCAGCAGCAGCCAGCACCACACACCACCACCGUAUUAUAGCAGACCAAGCUCACAUAAGGAUCUUACUCAGUGUGUUACAUGCCAAGAAAAACACAUUACUGUAAAGAAGGAACCACAUGAAUCCCUUGGCAUGACCGUUGCUGGGGGCAGGGGAAGUAAGAGUGGUGAGCUGCCCAUCUUUGUGACCAGUGUGCCACCCCAUGGCUGCCUUGCACGAGAUGGCAGAAUAAAGAGAGGUGAUGUGUUGCUAAAUAUCAACGGCAUUGAUUUGACCAAUUUAAGUCACAGUGAGGCAGUUGCAAUGCUGAAAGCCAGUGCCGCGUCCCCUGCUGUUGCCCUUAAAGCACUUGAGGUCCAGAUUGUUGAGGAGGCGACUCAGAACGCGGAGGAGCAGCCGAGUACUUUCAGCGAAAAUGAGUAUGAUGCCAGUUGGUCCCCAUCAUGGGUCAUGUGGCUUGGGCUUCCCAGCACACUUCAUAGCUGCCACGAUAUAGUUUUACGAAGAAGUUACUUGGGAAGUUGGGGCUUUAGUAUCGUUGGUGGAUAUGAAGAGAACCACACCAAUCAGCCUUUUUUCAUUAAAACUAUUGUCUUGGGAACUCCUGCUUAUUAUGAUGGAAGAUUAAAGUGUGGUGACAUGAUUGUGGCCGUAAAUGGGCUGUCAACCGUGGGCAUGAGCCACUCUGCACUAGUUCCCAUGUUGAAGGAGCAGAGGAACAAAGUCACUCUGACCGUUAUUUGUUGGCCUGGCAGCCUUGUAUAGAUUUUGGAAAUUGGUUUCAAAUCUUGCAUCUUCCUUUUUUAGAUUUUUGAAAGAAAACCCUUUGGUUUCAUUGUGUUUGUGGUUUAGGAGCUGCUGACACUGCUGGUAUACACAGGGCCAAAACCCACUAAGAUUGUCCGUUUAUGUUUAUUUAAAUGGUUUCCUAAGUUAGUUACAUUUCUUUUAGCUUGGAAACAGUCUUCCACUAACCUUUGUGAGUUUAUAUUUUCAGAAUUCAGACUUAGUUGUUAAAAUGUUACCUAUGGUAAUGAGCAAAGCUCACCCAAACUGUGCCCCAGAUGGAGUAAAGACCUUCUGGUGGGUCUUUGUUUUCAGUAACUGAAUCAUAGAACGAGUUCUGUAUCCCUCAGGCCUGAUGUCAGCAAAGCCAGUAACAACAGCGUGUACUGCCACUGUCAUAACCAAUACCAUGAAUGAAUAUACUUUAAAUUUUGGUGAUAACUGUUCCCCAUUUUUUUUUGAACCACAGUCUCACUCUCACCCAGGCUGGAGUGCAGUGGCACAAUCUCAGCUCACUGCAAGCUCCGCCUCCUGGGUUCACGCCAUUCUCCCACCUCAGCCUCCCGAGUAGCUGGGACUACAGGCGUGUGCCACCAUGCCCAGCUAAUUUUUUGUACUUUUAGUAGAGACGGGGUUUCACCGUGUUAGCCAGGAUGGUCUCGAUCUCCUGACCUUGUGAUCUGCCCGCCUCAGCCUCCCAAAGUGCUGGGAUUACAGGUGUGAGCUGCCGCACCCGGCCGUUCCCAUUUUUUAUUGGUGCCAACAUUUCAAAACUUCAUACUGUUUAUAAACUGAUUUUCUGGUUUAUUUCUACUGUAAUCUCUCAAUAUUCAUAGAAGAUGAAGAAAUAAGUCUGACAACACUAAAGAAAUUUCUUAAUAUACUAUUAUUAGAAUAGUAGAGGAUAAAAGAUAAUGUUAUCCAGUUACAAAGGAAUUUGGAUGAUAAUUAUAACUUAAUGUUAGAGAUGGUAAAGCUGCACUUACUUGAACAGCCCAAAAGCAUUAAAAAUCUAUUUCCAGAGGAAUGUUUUGCUAUGUAGGGAAAUUUUGAAGUAGUUUUUGCUAAAAAAUUAUUUCUAGAGUUGUGUUAUUCUUAGCAGUAAUCUUGGCUAGAAAUGUUUUUGUGAUUUAUGCGAUUAAACGAAAUGAUAAAGAUAAAACCAUAUUAUUAAAUACCUAUAUAUCACAGCUAAGUAGGAGAAAGGGAGACCUUUUUAUUUUGUUCAGGUAGGAGUAUUUCUUGUGUAUUUUAGAAACAAUUAUUUUUCCCAUUAUUUCUUAUGAGAUUAGUUGUUUCAAGUAGGAGACAGAAAAGUUCUGUUUUGUUGGAAAUGUAGGUUUUAGAUGUAUCUUUCAGUCAGCUCUCAGUCACUAGACUAUUUCAUAUUUUUUGAAAUGUUUUUGAAAAUUAUGACUAGCCCAUUUUUUGUCCUUUAUUCAACAUACUUAUCCUCUGAACACAUAAAUAAGUGAAUAAGAUAAAAAUAUCUUUACCUUAUUAAUAUUAUACAUACUUGAAAAAAAUUUCAUUUAGAAACCUAGUUCAGAAUCUGAGCAAAUUUACAAGUGACCUCUGUAAUAAAUGGUAUUGAUAAUCAGAGAAUGUAUUUCAGAAUACUACAGUACAAUAUAUUAUGAAGCAUGACCACUUUAUUUUGAAACUUAGCAAUUGUAUUGCUGGGGUUUAUUGUAUCUGUAGCAUGUCACUGAUUAUUUCAGUUAGUUUUAUAAUGAUUUUUAAAAAACAUAUCUAUUUGGAAUAAGAUACAGCAACAAUCAUUGCUACUGACUUGUUCAACCCCUUAGUUACACUGUAUGAUCAACAUAUAACAAGAUACAGUGGAAUGGCCCAUACAGUAUAUUACUGUUGUGUGAUGAUUGGCUUUGGAAGCAGUUUGAUUUUGAAAUGCUUUGAUAUUCUAAUUGACAUGGAACAAGUUUUUUCCCUGCUCCCCAAAUAGAAUUUUGUAACCAACUUUGCUAUUUUUUUAAAGUUUGUAAGAAUGUGUCAUUUCUUGGGGAGUAGCCAUCCAUCAACAAAUAUCCUGACUGCUACUUUGUUAUAUACAAAAUACUUACAUUGAACCUGGUGGCAUAAUGAGUAUUUUGAAAGAAGAAAUUUCUUCACUCUCAUUUUUAUAGAAAUCUUGGAAUCAGCUUAAGCUGUAGCUUUUAUGACAAAAGACAGUCAUUUUUGGUCAGAGUGAUAUUUGGUGACGGAAACUUGUUCAUAAUUUAUUGUUACUAUAGAACUAUUUGGAUUUUCUCAUUUUUAGUUCUGAUAGUUAAAUAUUUUGGUUUGUUCUGUGCCUUCAGUUUAAAUUAUUUCAGGAUUUUUCAGAUGUUUAAAUAAUGGUGUGAAUCAUUCAGGAUGGAAAUAAAAGUCAUCCUUUCUGUAA